CCGGCGGUGUCAUAUUUUUGUCCGCAAUUUGAUGCGUUCGAUUGGGGCUGAGCUGAAUAGCGCGUUGGGUUUGUCAUGUUUGGUACGGAGCGGGGGAGUUUUGGUAGGAUUUUGUGCUUUGCUGGCUGGUUUAGCGCCGUGUGUUUUUGGGGAACAGAAGAGUUUAGUUGUGUAAUUUCACGCGUUCGAUCCGAAUCACCGUCAUGCUUGAGGACUAGAGGAGUAGAGGUGGCUGCGACGGAGGGUGAUGCUCGUGGACUAAUAUAACUGUGUGGAUGGGAAUCGUAGAGCUGAUGUUGUUUAGAGUUUCUAUGCAACUUUAAUGAGAAAUCAGGUGUUCUUUGCGAAAUCCAGCUACAGAAGAACCAGGAACGGGGAGCGUUGAGUUCUGUGUGGUUUGAAUGGGUUUUUCUUAAUUACUAUGGUUAUUUAGUAGGAUAUUUUAUUGGUCACCCCCUGCUCGGCUGCUCCUGGGUUGGUGGCGCUUAUGACUGGGCUGGAAAAGCAUCUCCAUGAUAUGCUACUCAUGGGCUUCUAGUAUUGUGUGAUUGAAAGGCGGAUGAGGCUACAUUUGAUAUGUACAACAAUGUACUUGAUGAACCUAGCCCGUUGGGUCUGCGGUUGAAAAAAAGCCCAUCUCUCUUGGAUUUGAUUGAGAUGAGGCUUUCUCAAGCAUCCAAUGCAGGGCAAUCUUCUAUGGACAACGACAUUUCUGAACCUUCCAAGAAGAAAGAGAUGAAAUCUGGUGUGUCAGCAGCAGGCGAACGGCUAAAAGCUUCAAAUUUUCCUGCAAGUAUAUUAAGAAUUGGUACCUGGGAGUACAUAUCACGAUAUGAAGGUGAUUUGGUGGCAAAGUGUUACUUCGCAAAGCAUAAGCUUGUGUGGGAAGUUCUGGAAGGCGGUCUUAAGAGUAAGAUAGAAAUUCAGUGGUCAGAUAUUACUGCUUUAAAGGCAACUUGCCCUGAAAAUGGGCAAGGAACCUUGGACGUGGUGUUGGCCAGACCACCUCUGUUCUUUAAAGAGACAGAUCCUCAGCCAAGAAAACACACAUUGUGGCAGGCUACCUCAGAUUUCACCGGUGGUCAAGCAAGUAUGCACAGGCAACAUUUUCUGCAGUGCUGUUCAACCUUGUUAAGCAAGAAUUUUGAGAAGCUUAUUCAGUGUGAUCAGCGGCUAAACCAAUUGAGCCUACAACCAGACAUAUUGGACUCUCCAGUAUUUGAACCUAGGUGCUCAAUAUUUGAGGAUCCGGAUGAAUCAAAAUGCUCUGGUUUUACUAAUUUGAAAGAUGAACCUGGGUAUUCAGGUUCUGUGUCACCAUGUACUGGCUCAUCCAUGUCUGCUAAGAAUGAAGCCAAUGGUUCCAUUGGAAUGCCAGCAGAAUUUCUUCCUCAGACAGUAAGCCCAGGAGCUGGUGCUGUAGGUGUACAAGCUGUCAGCAAAAAUGUAAACGGUGCAGUUCCAGAAUUCAAUAUUCCCCACUGGUGGAGUCAAUUGAAGGUGCCUGGGCUUAGACCCUCGAUGUCAGUGGAUGAUUUGGUAAACCAUCUAGGUAAUUGCAUCACAGAGCAGAUCACUUCAGGCAACCCGGCAUUAGCCAACAAUGAGGUGCCAACCAAAGAGACACUGGAGGAAAUUGCUCAGUACCUUCUCGGCGAUGCACAAGGCCCACCGGUGUCUGCCUCUGAUGAGAAAUCACUGAUGGCAAGGGUGGACUCCCUCUGUUGUUUGAUUCAGAAAGAUGCGGCACCAGCUACUAAGCCAAAGCCUGAACCAAAUGACAGUGAUAGCAUUGGUGUGGAGGCCUCAGAAAGUUCUGACGAAGAAUUUAGUUCAACAUCAACGAGGAAAACUACAGAUGCCACUGAGCCACCAGCCAUGUCCAGAAAGGACUCCUUCGGAGAGCUGCUGACGAACCUCCCUCGCAUCGCCUCGCUACCGCAGUUCCUCUUCAAGAUACAAGAGGAUUCCGAGAACUAAACCUGAAGUCAAGACUUGGCUCCACAUUCCCUAAAGCAGGGAGGUUGCUGUAAAGAGUGUACCCGAGCAAUAAGCCCCUUAUUUCGUCUCUGUACUAGCCGUGUUCCCCGCCCUGUAAAUGAUCACACCCAGUAGGUUGCUCCAGUUGUCUGUAUGUUUUGGAAUUCGAAUGGGUAGUGAAAAAAUUGAAAUGUUCAUUGGUUC
This is a messenger RNA of Phragmites australis (common reed), 2184 nucleotides long. RefSeq lists its product as uncharacterized. NCBI's taxonomy places the organism in Eukaryota, Viridiplantae, Streptophyta, Magnoliopsida, Poales, Poaceae. The transcript has 6 exons. The coding region runs from base 577 to 1980 and encodes 467 amino acids. The record is from RefSeq and is a predicted model, not a curated record.